GAGGAAUGCAAUGCAGCAUCAGUAUGACAUCCAUAUCUAAAAGUCAGCCUGAUUCAGACUGGAGAUAUUCAGAAGCUGUGGAGGCCCUGAUGUCUAUGAAGAUCCAGCAGAGGGAGUUUUGGCCCUUGACUCCUUCCUCUGAUGCCUGUGAAGAUCCCGUCACUGCGGAUUUUCACCAGUCCACCUUUGUGAGUGAGACGGGACACAAAGGUGAGAAGCCGUUCAGGUGCUGCUGGGACGGCUGCUUGCGGCGUUUUGCCAGAUCUGAUGAACUGUCUCGUCAUCGCCGCACGCACACAGGAGAGAAGCGUUUCUCCUGCCCCGUUUGCCACAGCCGCUUUGUGCGCAGCGACCACCUGACAAAACACACACGCCGCCAUCUAACAGCCAGGAGAACGGCAGUGUGGCAGAAGGAGGUUUACCGUCUGAACAGCAUCAGUGCUGUCUGUCACCUGCAGCCUCUGGCACCUAAAACUCAGAGCUGACAGAGAGUCAUCACACCUGUACUCGUUUCACUGUUUAUAUAUAUACACUACUGCUCCAACGUUUGGAAUCAUUAGGAUUUUUUAA
Molecule: messenger RNA, 570 nt
Organism: Sinocyclocheilus rhinocerous
Lineage: Eukaryota; Metazoa; Chordata; Actinopteri; Cypriniformes; Cyprinidae
Product: Krueppel-like factor 10
Exons: 3
Coding region: 6-485 (159 amino acids)
Biological process (GO): regulation of transcription by RNA polymerase II
Molecular function (GO): RNA polymerase II cis-regulatory region sequence-specific DNA binding; DNA-binding transcription factor activity, RNA polymerase II-specific
Source: RefSeq, a predicted model, not a curated record